This is a messenger RNA of Dermacentor albipictus, 2015 nucleotides long. Its product is annotated as lysosomal alpha-mannosidase-like. Lineage: Eukaryota; Metazoa; Arthropoda; Arachnida; Ixodida; Ixodidae. Gene Ontology annotation, cellular component: lysosome. Gene Ontology annotation, biological process: mannose metabolic process. Gene Ontology annotation, molecular function: carbohydrate binding; alpha-mannosidase activity. The record is from RefSeq and is a predicted model, not a curated record.
CUGCCGCCAGGUGACGGCGUUACUCAACUUGAAUGAAGGAGCCAAGAUACAAAAUCUAGAAAUGGCGAUCGCCAUGGCACAACACCACGACGGUAUCACGGGAACGAGCAGCAGCGAGGUCGUCGCCGAGUUCACUCAACGCAUCAGCGAAGCUCUCGACGGCUGCGAGGAAAUCGUCGCCAAGGCUAUCGACAACCUCUCCAGCAUCGGGUCGAAACGGCUGCUCUACCCCAAAUUCUGCCGGACGCUCAACCAGAGCGAAUGUCCGCCGUCGGAGAGUCUCGAGAGGUUCUUUGUGUCGGUGUACAACCCACAGAGCAUCAUGGUGAAGACCCACGUUCGGUUCCCCGUCGCCACGAGUGGAUACCGUGUCGUCAACGACCAGAGAGCCUUUGUGCCCUCCGAGAUAAUUCCCAUCCAGCACGCGCUGUUCCACAUUCCCGAGAGAAACAGCACUUCGUUCCACGACCUCGUGUUCCUCGCCACCGUACCUCCGCUAGGGGUCACCACUUUCCUCGUGCAGCGGUUCCGCGGAGCUACAUUCUUGAGGCAGCAAAUUAAGGCGAGUGAACGUGAACUCUCUGCCGGCACAGACUACGUUCUCAAAAACAAGUGGUACAGAGUGGCGGUGGACUCCGGCAGCUGCCUGUUGAAGAAAGUCGUGCUCCUGAGCCAGAACCAGCACGUGGCCGUGGAGCAGACGUUCGCCGGCUAUAGCUCCGAGUACGGCCACGUCCUGUUCGCGCCCAAAGAAGCCGCCGCCGAGGAGUUCCGCGGGAACGCCACCUGCCGUCUCGUAACGAGCACCAUCGUGCAGGAAAUCCACCAGUGGUUCAACCCAUGGCUGAGCCAGGUUAUCAGGCUCUACGUAGACAAGGACUACAUCGAGUUCGACUGGAUCGUCGGACCCAUCCCUACCUCACCCCCGUCGAAGCUCGGUUACGACGUGGUAACUCGCUUCAAGUCCAACCUGACCAACUACGGCGUCUUCUACACGGAUUCUAACGGCAAACAGACAAUGCCACGAGCCGCUAAUGCGACGAGACCGUGGGACGUGAGCGACAAGAACCAGCGCGAGCGCCACCUGGUGCAGUCCAACUACUACCCGGUAGUGUCCUGGAUCUACAUGCGCGACAGGAAGAGGUCGCUCCAGAUGAGCGUGCUGCCUGACCGUCCGCAAGGUGGCACCGCUCACCAGCCCGGAACCAUUGAGCUCAUGAUCCACCGGCGCUUCAUGGGCCACGACGGCAAAGGGGUGGCGCAGUCCCUGAACGACCUGGGCGUCGACCGCAAGGGCCUCGUGGUGCGCGGCCGCCACCUGCUCCACCUGGGCCCCAUGGACGUGGCCGCGGUGCGCGUCCGGCAGCUGGCCAACGGACUCGUCAUGGCCCCCGUGCUGGCCUUCUCCGAGGGAAUCACGCCGCAGACGCGCACGAUUGAGACGCGCAACUUCCGAGGCCUGGGCGCUGCUCUGCCGCGCGGCGUGCAGCUCCUCACGCUGCAGCAGCUCGAGCCCAAGAGGGUGCUCUUCCGGCUGGAGUACAUGCAGCCAGCCAUCGUGCCCCGCGAGACGCCCGUGGCGGACGUGGCCGUGCCUCUGCACGCUCUGAUGUCCACGUACCAGACGAGCAACGUGCGCGAGGUGACCCUGACGGCGAGCCAGUGGGUGGACGAGCAACCCGAGCAGUUCGAGUGGAACGUGACCGUGGCCAGUGGCCGGCGCCGCGGUUACUCGCCGCGCCGCAGCGGAGACGCCUUCGACGAGCAGGGCGGCGGCGGCGGCAACCGAGGCGCCAUCGUGAAGGCUCACAUGGCCGUCGGGGAGAUACGCACCUUCGUCGCCGACCUGGUGCUGCCCAACAAGUAGAAGAGGGGGGGGGGGGGCGUCGCUCGCCGUGAUCUGCGUCUGGGAGAUAAAAUGAAAAACAGCGUCAAUGACAAACGCAGUGGUGUGUGCGUUCCAUAUAUACGACCGUGCCGAGAAAAAAGAAGAGAAUAAAUGCUAAUGCCGCAAU